Myzus persicae (green peach aphid) is the source of this 1294-nucleotide messenger RNA. Its product is annotated as BTB/POZ domain-containing adapter for CUL3-mediated RhoA degradation protein 3-like. NCBI's taxonomy places the organism in Eukaryota, Metazoa, Arthropoda, Insecta, Hemiptera, Aphididae. Gene Ontology annotation, biological process: protein homooligomerization. The record is from RefSeq and is a predicted model, not a curated record. The transcript has 5 exons. Gene Ontology annotation, molecular function: protein binding. Bases 252 to 1139 code for a protein of 295 amino acids.
AUGCCACAAUCACUCGAUUUUGCCUAUACAUGCAGUCGUGGCGUACCCGAAUACCAUACAAUUACUCUAUGGUGCGCACCGGAACUUCAGAAUGCAGUUAUCACUUAUCACAACGCUGUCGCUGAUACGAAAAAAUAAUAAGAAGAACAAGCUAUUAAAAUGAAAUAAUUCGUCAAAUAAAAUAACAUAAUUAAUAAUAUUAAUAUUGUUAGGCUGUAUAGUAGUUCUGUGUGUCUGUGUAACGAAUAACGAUGGGUGCUACGGUGGGGAACGAACCGAAAUCGGAAAUCUCCAAUUAUGUCAAGUUGAACAUCGGUGGAUCGUUGUUCUACACGACUGUAACAACGCUCUCAAAACUCGACUCGAAGCUACGUGAUAUGGUGUUGUCAGAAGCGGCACAAAAUGCUGAAACGUUGGAAUCUGAAGGAUGGGUGUUUAUUGAUCGUUGUGGCAAACACUUUGGCACCAUACUCAACUUCCUGCGAGACGGAUCUGUACCGUUACCCGAAACAUGCGUGGAGAUAUCCGAGAUACUGGCUGAAACCAAGUAUUACGGCGUUUCUGAGCUGCAUGAAGCAUGUGAACAGGCGUUGCAAAAGAAAAGAAACCGGAACUCAAACAUAACGUGGGUGACAUUGAUAACGUCCCAGAACGAAGCCCAAAAAUUGAUAUCCGUAUCGUCAAAACCGGUGGUGAAAUUUGCAAUUAAUCGUCACAACAACAAAUAUUCAUAUACAGGGGCAUCAGACGAUAAUUUGUUGAAAAACAUUGAGCUGUUUGAUAAACUGGCAGAAAAACAUAGAGAGCGCGGUCUAUUUAUUAAAGACGUUAUUGGAUCAAACGAAAUCUGCUGUUGGACAUUUUAUGGCCCUGGGGGAGCUGUCAAAAAAGUUGCUGAAGUGUGUUGCACUUCAAUAGUGUAUGCUACAGACAAAAAACACACAAAAGUGGAUUUUCCAGAGACACGUAUACUUGAAGAGACCAUGAAUGUCAUGUUGCUAGACACACGGAUCAACAAGUCUGUACAGGAACACGAACUAAUAGAGGCCACAUCAAGUUCAAAUGGCAAUUGCCGUUGCUCGUGUUCAAGUCAAUGGUCAGAUAUACAGUGGGAUAAUAGUACGGCCAGCACAUUAUAAAACAACUGACAACUGAUUGUAGUUGUAAACUGUUUAUUCGUUUUUAAAUAAUUGUCAUGAGACAAAUUUUUUUUAUUAUAAAAGUCUUCAACUUAUAAUAGUGUCCUAUAAAUUGUUAACUGCUGUAACAAAACUAAUGCAAUAUCUUAAAUUAA